GGCUUACAUUUGGAGUGAAUUGGAUUUUAAGGUCUUAAGUGUCAAUCUGUUUUGACACUGAUGGAUGGAAGUGUCCUCUAUCUUAUUAACAGUGAAUUCUGUAGGCAGAAGAGAAAAUCCCCAACAACUGCAUAAGACCUGCACCAUGAGCCGUGACCAGAGCUAUCCAUUCCCAGAGGUUUUCCUUGUGGACGGGGGUGGAGGUCCACAGAGCAACGUCCAGACUCCACGUCUGGUACCCUGCUGGUCCUUUCCCCCUGCCCAGGAGAGGGCGAGGGGCAGCAAGAGGGACCGGGGCUGCAUGGGGGUCAGUCCUGGUCUGCUGAUGGUCCUGCUGUUGCUGCUGCUGCUUGUGUUUGCAGCCCUGGGGCUUGGAGCCUACCAGAUCCAAAAACUAAAGACCCAACUGGCCAAGAUGGAAAAGACAGAGACUGAGUUUCAUACACCUGAGAAACAAAUUGGUUUCUAUGAACCUGUGUCAAAUGAAGAAAAUACAGACAAUAGGCCUGCAGCACAUGUCAUAGGGCGGUUACACAGUGAUGAAUCCCGUAAAACCUUGAAGUGGGAGCCACAUGCGGGCCGAGCGUUCACUUCAGGGGGAGUAGUUUACCGGGUUGAAGAUGGUGCAUUGCAAGUCAACGAAACUGGACUCUACCACAUUUACUCACGAGUGGAGUGGCUCUUCAACCAGUGUCCCCUUCCUGAGUUUAUUGUCCACUCUAUGUUUGUGAGGAGAGCAAGGCAUCCCUUACCUUUGCCCCUGAUGGAGGGCCGCGGAACUGGCCACUGUAAGGAGGGCCGUGGCUGGACAUCAGAGAGUUAUCUUGGCUCUGCCCUGCAGCUGCAGAAACAGGACAGGGUGUUUGUGAAUGUGUCGUACCCCACAUAUCUUAGUCAUAAACAUCAUGCCAUCUUCUUUGGUCUGUAUAAGAUCUAAAUCAUCAGGGUGAUAAGAUUCACUUACUGCUUGUUUCACACUGAAAUUAGUGAUAAAAGAGUUUUAGAUACUCAGAUUAUAUCAGACAGGAUCCAAUCUUUGUCAUCACUGUAUCCAAUUGAUUCAUAUGAGACAUGGCAAAUGACUGCAGAGGCAAGGGAAAUAUGGCAGCUUACGUAAAACCAAAUGAAAAGCAUUUUACACCUUAUGUUUAUUAUCAACUGUAGACUGAGCAGCAGCAUGAGUGAAAGCUUUUAUGAAUCUGACUUGUAUGCAGAAAGAAAAUAUUAUUCCAUUAUUAAUACAGUGAGAGAUUACAGUUAACACUAAAGUGCUGAUUGGUUGGAAAUUGUUUUUAAAAAAUAUUUAUUCAGGUGUGGAUUUGACACUGCCAGUGGCAGUUCUGAAUGUAGCUUAUAGUUAUGAAACACAGUGACUUGUUUGUAAUAUAUUGGAUGUUUUGGGUUAAAUAAAGUGGCUAUUUUCUUUAGAA
Myripristis murdjan (pinecone soldierfish) is the source of this 1430-nucleotide messenger RNA. It is a transcript of the gene faslg, whose product is annotated as Fas ligand (TNF superfamily, member 6). Gene Ontology annotation, cellular component: membrane. Gene Ontology annotation, molecular function: tumor necrosis factor receptor binding. The record is from RefSeq and is a predicted model, not a curated record. The transcript is spliced from 5 exons. Gene Ontology annotation, biological process: apoptotic process; immune response; extrinsic apoptotic signaling pathway via death domain receptors. NCBI's taxonomy places the organism in Eukaryota, Metazoa, Chordata, Actinopteri, Holocentriformes, Holocentridae. The coding region runs from base 65 to 937 and encodes 290 amino acids.